Molecule: messenger RNA, 1818 nt
Organism: Drosophila bipectinata
Lineage: Eukaryota; Metazoa; Arthropoda; Insecta; Diptera; Drosophilidae
Product: carboxypeptidase B
Biological process (GO): proteolysis
Molecular function (GO): zinc ion binding; metallocarboxypeptidase activity
Source: RefSeq, a predicted model, not a curated record
UCCGCUUGUUUGUGUUUUUUUUUUGUGUGUUGUUGUUGUUGUUGCUUUUCGGGAAGCGGCAAUAUAAAAAUUGAAGCGCAUACAAGCGCAGCAUUUAGUCGGGCUCCACCAUCCAGCAAAGAGCCACCACCACACAGAAGCCAAGGCCCCCCCCUAAAAAGCCGGACACCCUCCUCCCCCCCAACAGCAGCAGCAGCAGCCGGCCAUCAGAAGCAUCCCACCAAGAGAAACGGAAUAUCGACAGCUGAUAAGAACCCAAGAUGACGACAAUAACAGCCCAACAGUUCCUGGGGCUGCUGGUGAUAACCUUUUUAGGAGCAUCGGCCACCGGGAGUGAGGUCACCUCGAACGUGACUCUCGACGUCAACGAGAUACCGCAACGGUACGACGAGGCGCAGCUCUGGAGGAUCUACAACAUCUCCGAGGGGUUGCAGCAGAAGGUGCCCGUGGGCGAGGUGCUGGAGAACAAGUUCGGUGGCAACAUCUGGAAGGAGAACUCCAAGUUCCUGGACAUCUCCAUCUCCAGGGACCAGUUGAAGGCUGCCCGCAGCUUCCUCUCGGCCCAUCGCCUGGACGCCGAGGUUCUCUCAGACAACAUCCAGGCCAUGAUCGACGAGGAGAUGAUGGAGGGGAUCAGGGAGACAGCUGCCUCCGACGGCAGGAGAACCAAAAAGGCCACGAGGAGCAACAUGCACUGGAAGGACUACCACGACCUGGAGACCAUCUACGGCUUCAUGCGGGAGAUCCGCAGCAAGUUCCCCAACAUUGUGCGGCUCUACACGAUUGGCCAGACGGCUGAGGGUCGGGACUUGAAAGUGCUCAGAAUCUCGGAAAACCCCCGCGAGAACAAGAAGGUGUGGAUCGACGGUGGCAUCCACGCUCGCGAAUGGAUCAGCCCGGCAACGGUCACCUUCAUCCUGUACCAGCUGAUGUCCAAUUGGGAGAACCAGCCGGCCCACAUCCGCGGCCUCACCUGGUACAUCAUGCCGGUGAUGAAUCCCGAUGGCUACGAGUACAGCCGCACCACCAACCGUCUGUGGCGCAAGAACCGAUCCCUGUCUCGCCGCUCCCAAUGCAAUGGCGUGGAUCUCAACCGGAACUUCGACAUCGGCUGGAACGGCUACGGAUCCUCGACCAAUCCCUGCAGUGACACCUUCCGCGGUACGUCGCCCGCCUCCGAGAAGGAGACCAAGGCAGUGGCCGAGUUCCUUUCCAAGCGCAAGUACAACCUGGAGGCGUACCUGACCUACCACAGCUACGGCCAGAUGAUCGUCUAUCCGUGGGCCUACAAGGCCGUCAAGUUGAAGGACUCCCCUGUCCUCCAGAGGGUGGCCAGCCUGGCUGCGGACCGGAUUGCCCAAAAAACGGGAAGCACCUACCGGGCGGCCGUCACCCACGAGGUGCUGGGUGUUGCCGGCGGUGGCUCUGACGACUGGAGCCGUGCCGCUCUGGGCGUUAAGUACGUCUACACCGUGGAGCUGAGAGAUCGCGGAGCCUACGGCUUCGUCCUGCCUCCCCGCUACAUCAAGGACACAGCGCUGGAGGGCUGGACCGUGGCGGAGACAGUGGCCCAGGCCAUCAAGCCCAGCUCCGACAACCCAUAACACCAUAUCUAAUCGUAACUACUAUCCCAGCUAUUUUUUUUCGUGCCCACCAGGAGUGAAUGUGGCCACAGUGCGAAUGAGUCCUAGAACGACUGCCUAUUUAUGUUCGGUUGCGUGUGCCUGGAGCAGUCAGGUGUGAAUGGUCAGGUGGGUGGGUAUCAACCGUGUCCCGCCGGACACACAAUAAACAAAUCCUACGCUAUUUAUUACUACA